This is a messenger RNA of Owenia fusiformis, 3196 nucleotides long. The record is from the annotation of a GenBank genome assembly. Lineage: Eukaryota; Metazoa; Annelida; Polychaeta; Sabellida; Oweniidae.
AUGGCCGCUGUCCUGAAAAAGCGAGCUCUCGCAGAGUUUAGUCAAGUUAUUCAGGAACCUCCUAAACCGCCUCUAAAAAGACUACGCAUAACACAGAAGCAAAAAUCUAUUGAGCCAGAAAUCAUUUUGAACAAUGCAUCUUCAAGCCAGGAAACUUUAGAACAACUUCAAAAUUUCUCCCAAAACCAGCUCCCAGUAUCUUGUGAAUAUAUAGAUGGUAUAUUACGUGCCUUACUGGACCAUUGCUGCAAGAGUAAACAUGCCGCAGUUAGGGCAAAGAUCGCUUCCCUCGUGGCUCAACUUGUCGCAACGGAGGGCUUCAACCCUGCAGCUGUACCGGAUGAUAUUAUACCUCUUCUCAAAAAUGAAGAGUCUCAUGUAGUGAAGUCUCAGUAUAUCAUGUGUUUGUUAUCUAUUGGAAAAGCUCUACCACAAGAUACUAAGCUACACCAGGUUCUGGUACAAUCUGCUAAACAGAAUCUGAACGAUACCAGUCACCUUGUGAGAUGCAAAUGUCUUGAUUUGAUUGGCUGGCUUGGGUCACCUGACCAGCGUCUUGCUGAGGAGAGCCAAUCAGGGAAGAGCACACAAAGAGUUCUGGGGGAGUUUACACAUGACCAGGACCCGAGAGUUAGAACAUGUGCUUUUCAGGCCAUGCUUCACUGGCACAAUAGGGGCAUCAAGUUGGACGCAGGGAUAUACAAUGCCGUGUGUGAUGCACUCAGGGAUGAUUAUGAAGGAGUGAGACUGGUCACUGUCAGCCUCAUCUGGACUCUUAGUCAGCUCUACCCUGAUAGCUUAGUAAAGGUGAAGAACACUGAAGAAGUACGCUUAAUUGAUGAUGCAUUUGGCAAGAUAUGCAACAUGGUAAAUGACAUAUCCAUGGUCAUAAGGGUAAAAGCCUCAAGCCUGCUGGGUACAAUGCAUGAUGUCAGUGUUAAGUUCUUGGAACAAACCUUGGACAAGAAACUUAUGUCAAACAUGAGAAGAAAGACAAGUGCGCAUGACCGUGCCAAGGAGCAUUUUGCAGCUGGGGAAUGGGCUACAGGCAGUAAGUGGGCAUCAGAUGCCCCUAAGGACCUCAUUCAGGAGAAUGAUGUCAGUGUGAUAGACACAGGAGCUUGUGGUGCAUUUGUACAUGGACUGGAGGAUGAAUAUCUGGAGGUGAGAACAGCAGCCAUUGAAUCUCUCUGUCAACUUGCCACCCGAUCACCCAGCUUUGCAGCCCUUUCUCAGGAUUCCCUCGUGGAUAUGUUUAAUGAUGAAAUUGAAGAUGUGCGACUGAAUGCUAUCCGUAGCUUGAAGAGGAUCGCAAUUCAUCUAACUCUGAGGGAGGAUCAAUUAGAGAUUAUAACUGGAUGCUUAAAGGAUUUCUCGUAUGAUAUGCGUGAAGCGCUGCAUGAGAUGUUUGAAUGCAUCCACAUGGGUACCAAGACAUGUCUGAAUGAAUGCAUCAUGGCUUUACUCGAUAACCUCAAACGAUACCCUCAAGAUAGGCUCUCAAUAUGGAAGAGUUGUCAGUACAUAGGAAAGAACCACCCUCACCUCACUCUAGCACUGACCACAGAGUUACUGAGUACACAUCCAUAUUUUGAUACACCAGAACCAGAUAUGGAUGACCCAGCAUAUAUUGCAGUUCUGAUUCUAGUGUUCAAUGCUACUGUUGACAAUCCCACAAUGGUCCCAUUGUUCCCAGACCAUACAUUCAGACACUACCAAUACCUCAGGGAUAGUAUUCCAGAGCAUGUUCCUGGUCUCAAUCUGCCUGGAGUAUGCAGCAUGCACAAGGUGAAGAAAGAUGCAUCCCAAGAACUGAGCAGGUUCCUGAACAAUGCCCUGGAAAGACUCAGCAAAGUGGAAACUAUGAAUAGAAACUCUGCACAGCAGUUGAUGGAGGUUACUAUAAGGGAUCUAUCACGUCUUUCUGAGUUGGAGCCCAAACUCUCUGCAACAACAGAAAGCAUGUCCAUCUACAUACAGUGCCAUCUACUUGUUUCUAAGGCAGUAGCAGAUCUUAAAACCAGUGGGCGUGGUCAUAAAGUAUGCAAUGUAACAUCUACAUCCAUGAGUAAGGUAAAGAAGCUGACACAGAAGCUGGAGUCAUUGUUUGUUGGUUUGACCAUCUCUGAUCUAGCGGUGAUACGUCAGUUAGGUUUGAAAGCAUAUUGCCUCCAGUUGCUAGCAACCAUACAUGGCAACAGUCGGGAUGCGGCUUGUUUACAGAUGUGUGAUGAUGUGUAUCAGAGAGUUACUGAACUUGAAAGUUUUCUCUCAACACAUAAUAUGCCGUUUGAUCCAUUUACUGCGAGACUGGUGUCUGAGUUAGGAGAACUAGAGUCUCGGCAACCUGCCAUAUUUCUGCGUGUUCUACAAUCAACUCUAGGUUUACAUAAAAUUGACAUUCAUACAUUAUCAAAUAAUGUCCAAAAAGCACAUGUGGUGAUUCAUGAACCUGUCAGCGAAUCAGACAAUCCAAUUAGAUUUACUGCGGGACUAACUGUUGGAGUGCAGUUCAUUGCGAUCAUUGAAAAUAUUGAUGACUCCCAUAAUCUCAGAUUAAAGAUUAAAUACCCCGACCAAGAAGAGCAGUAUGUUUCUAUAAAGCAAGCGGACUGCAAGGCUAUGGGUGGGAAUAAAUACAGGGUGUCCACAGAAGUUAUUCUAUCCCAUACUCUUUGGUCAGAUCCAUGUUACAUAGAACUGUCUCUAGCAAAAGCCUUUACAUCUAACUACAACAGCAGUGACACUGAAAUAUCAUCAACAAACAAAUUGGAAACUGUGGACUUAUGUACACCAGUAAAAGUUUAUGUCUCACCAAGACCUGGGAAAAGGUGACAUGUCUCUUUAAUGACAUGUCACUUUAAUGACAUGUCACUUCAAUGUUUAUGUCACAUCAAGAUCUGGGAAAAGGAUCAGUAUUCGGUCUCAGAGCUCCGAUUUUGCUGCUCCCUCUUCCUCAAGGAAAUCCUGAAACAGUGUUUUCAGCAUUGAGUUCAUAAAGAUGUUGCUUGGAUCAAGAGACUUCUUGUUUCGGAUGGUGAUAAACUCUCGAAAGCUGGAUCCAUAGACAUUUCGAAUGUGGUUGUAUAUGCCAGGAAUGGAGUCAUAUAUCUUAGCCCAUUGUGGCACAGCAUUAUCUGACAGUAAACCAGUAGCAGCUUAGAAAAUAAUGUGCAUUAUGCAUAAAUUUUAUGUG